Messenger RNA from Psylliodes chrysocephalus, 696 nucleotides. The record is from the annotation of a GenBank genome assembly. Lineage: Eukaryota; Metazoa; Arthropoda; Insecta; Coleoptera; Chrysomelidae.
AUGAGAAGUGAAAGUAUUGUGGUUUUAGGAUUAAUCUUAGGUACAUGUUUGGCUGUUCCUACUAUUCCAGAUCUAGAUGAUUUUGAUGCAUUAAAGGAAAGAUGUAAUAAAAAAGCAGGAAAUGGAACUUUCGAAAAAAUUAAGAUUGCCAGAGAUGAAACUCAAACCUGCUUGGAAAACCUUAUUGAUAUAGACGCAUUCAAAAAUGAACUAGAUGAAUCCAAGAAAACCGGUUCCAUGGAUGAGGUGUUCGAUAAAUAUUGUAAAAAGCGUCCUCAAUUUAGAGAGUGUCUCAAAAAGACUUACGAUGCUGUAAAACCAUGCUUGGAACAGAACGAAAAUAAUGCUAUAAACUUAACGUCCAACAUUCUUCAACAAUUGGGAGAUUUCGCUUGUUUCAAGAAUGGAGAUCGACUUGCAAUGUUUGUUGCUGAAGGGGGUGCUGAUUGUUUACAAUCUCGUUCAGACGCCAUCCAAAACUGUGUUAAUGCAACUCUUAAGUUCAAUCCUGAUUCAUUUUCACCAAACUCUAUACCAAAUUUAAUAGUGACCGAAAAAGUUUGCGAUGACUUGGGAAAAAUUCAAAGCUGUGUGGUUAAAGAUAUGGAAGAUCAUUGUAAAUCAACUCCAGCAAAUAUAAUUGAUGCUCUUUUCAGAUUUGUCAAAAAAAUUACUUGUAAAGAUAUCAAGAAAUGA